Scaptodrosophila lebanonensis is the source of this 1242-nucleotide messenger RNA. It is a transcript of the gene Tengl4, whose product is annotated as endonuclease G, mitochondrial. Gene Ontology annotation, cellular component: mitochondrial inner membrane; nucleus. Gene Ontology annotation, biological process: apoptotic DNA fragmentation. Gene Ontology annotation, molecular function: nucleic acid binding; RNA endonuclease activity; single-stranded DNA endonuclease activity. The coding region runs from base 6 to 1058 and encodes 350 amino acids. The record is from RefSeq and is a predicted model, not a curated record. NCBI's taxonomy places the organism in Eukaryota, Metazoa, Arthropoda, Insecta, Diptera, Drosophilidae. The transcript has 3 exons.
CAAAGAUGCGAAACCAUCACACCACAUUUCUAUGCGUUGUAACAGGCAUCAGUUGUUUUUUUCUGGGCGCCAUUUUACAGCAGCAUGUGUCAAUAAGAAACAUAAAAAAUAUCAUGAAUGUAGAUCCCUAUAUCUUUAAUUGCCGGCGAAAACUACUAUUUGCGUUGGCGCUCUUGGGCGAGAAACGGAAGACAGGGGUCAGCUUCACGCCCAUUGAGCCCCAGUGCAAGGAUGUAGACUCAGUGCUUGGUUGUACACUGUUCUGGUUUCGACUUCAAUGCUAUAAAGUGUUUUCCUUCUUUUUUUUAAACAUAAAGGCGGAUGAAGAGCAGCCCAAGCUCUCAUCAUCCCAUUUGGCAGAUAUUAUGAAAUAUGGAUUCCCCGGCCUAGAUGACAUUAGAGUGUACAAGAGCUUCGUGCUCUCCUACGAUCGCCGGCACCGCAUUGCACAUUGGGUUUGUGAACAUCUUCGCGCCGAAUGCAUUACGACUCCCCUUGCCUCUGAUGCACCAACGAAGCCGUCCCGUGGUGAUCAAAGCAUACCAGUAAUGUUUCGUGCCACCACCCAAGACUACAAGUACAGCGAUUUUGUCGAGGGCCACUUGGCCGCACCCAAUAAUUACAGCUGUGACACCGUCCAGUACAACGAGUCGUUUCUACUCUCGAAUAUUGUGCCCCAAAAUCGAAUAAUGAAAAACUAUGUUUGGCAGCGUUUGGAGGAAUAUGUGCGUCAGCUGACACUCAAAUCUGGCUCGGUCUAUGUCUACUCGGGUCCCCUCUACAUGCCCCACCGCAUCAACUUUCGCAAUUGGGCAGUGCGGUUCACUGUCAUAGGCAUGAAUACUGUAGCGGUACCGACUCACUUCUUCAAAGUCAUAAUCAGUGAGCAUAAGAACCCCGGAGCCCUGCCCUAUAUGGAGGGAUAUGUGGUGCCAAACGCAGCCGUUGAUAAAGAAAUCGAUCUACGUUCGUUCUUAUCCGAUAUUCGCGAUAUUGAGCAUUUUGCAGGACUCAAGUUUUAUGAAGGAGUACGUAGAAGUAUGUUCAAUAGACCAUAGCCCUAACAGCCGCGGGUUCUAAAUUUUUAGUGCAGGCUAACACCCUUUAUUUUAUAUGCCGAUUUUCAAAAGUACUUAGUUUGAGUUAAAUGAAAUGAAUUGUGUGGUCUUAAAAUGAAAUUGAAGGUAGCGUUAUUAGAUUAACUAUAAAACUGUAAAUAAAAUCCAAUCCAUAAACAAUAAA